CGGCUUCAUUGGGAUGGGGGAGUGAGUGUGAGUGCGUGAGCUGCUUCUUCGCCACUUCGCCAUCGCCAUCGCCAUCCAAGUGUCUUCCUCUCCCCCUCUCUCGCUCGCUUGCUUGCUUGGUCUUGCUUGUUUGCUCGCUCUGGGUCCCCUUUCAAUUAAUUUUAUGGCGGCUUCUUCUAUGAUCACACGCUCGCUGCGCAGCACUGUGCCCCGUCUCCGCUUCCUCUCCCCACUCUCCUCCUCACAGCUCGCAUCCCCUUCCUCGCAAUCUCGCUCCAUGGCAGAUGAGCCGGAACCCGCAUCGCACCGGGAGGUCGACAAUUCUUCUACCCAGGGGAAGCCCAUUACCUGUCGAGCCGCCAUAGCCUAUGAGAAGAGCAAGCCUCUUGUUAUAGAAAAUGUCGAAGUUGCACCUCCUCAGGCAGGCGAAGUAAGAGUGAAAAUACUUUACACGGCUCUUUGUCACACUGACUUUUACACCCUCAGCGGCAAGGACCCAGAAGGACUAUUCCCCUGUAUCCUGGGUCACGAAGCUGCCGGAGUCGUGGAGAGUGUAGGCGAGGGAGUGACAGAGUUGAAGCCUGGAGAUCAUGUUAUUCCUUGCUACCAAGCUGAAUGCCGUGAAUGCAAGUUCUGCAAAUCCGGCAAAACGAAUUUGUGUGGGAAAGUCCGUCCUGCAACUGGAAAGGGAGUCAUGCUAAGCGACGGCCAGUCGAGGUUCAAAGUUGCUGGGAAACCCAUCUAUCAUUUCAUGGGGACAUCAACGUUCAGUGAAUAUACUGUUCUGCAUGAUGUGUCUGUAGCGAAAAUCAAUCCUGAUGCACCUCUUGACAAAGUCUGUCUUCUUGGAUGCGGCAUUCCAACAGGGUUGGGCGCUGUGUUUAACACGGCCAAAGUGGAACCAGGUUCAAAUGUGGCAGUAUUUGGGCUUGGCACAGUUGGGCUGGCUGUAUGUGAAGGAGCUAAGAAGGCAGGAGCUAAGCGCAUAAUUGGAGUUGACACAGAUCCUUCGAAGUUUGAUCUUGCUGUGAAGUUUGGAGCUACGGAGUACGUGAAUCCCAAGGACUUCGAUAAGCCCAUUCAAGAUGUCCUCGUGGAGAUGACCGAUGGUGGAGUGGAUUACAGCUUUGAGUGCAUAGGCAAUGUUCAAGUUAUGCGUGCAGCUCUUGAGGCUUGUCACAAGGGAUGGGGAACCUCAGUGAUUGUUGGAGUAGCGGCAGCUGGACAGGAGAUCUCAACACGCCCUUUUCAGCUUGUGACGGGUCGUGUUUGGAAGGGAACUGCAUUUGGUGGUUACAAAAGUCGAACGGAUGUUCCUAAGCUUGUAGAUGAGUAUAUGAAGCAGGAAAUCAAACUUGACGAGUACAUCACUCACAAGUUUCCUCUAGGCAAGAUCAAUGAAGCGUUUGGCUUGCUGGAAGCCGGAAAAUGCUUGCGAGCUGUCAUUAACAUGGAGCAAUGAGAGCAUUCUCAUUCAGUUCAGUUUAAUUGGUGUACUCAACAAAGGCGAAGCAGCAACUGUGACUUAGUGUAGGCUACGUAAGCUUGUAUAGUUUUGGAAGGAGUCUGUCUGAUGAGGCAGGAAAGAGGAUUUUUUGUAAACAGUGUGAUGUAGCUUGUGCACAAGCUAUGAAGGAAAUUUCUGUGGAUACCUGGAGUUGGCAUUGGUAGUGUCAAUAACAGUCAUUGAGGCUCGGAGAGUCAGAAUUUUUCUUGUGAUCGGUUGUAACAAGAGUCUCAAUUUUUAAUAAAAUUGCAAUAAGAAUAUUAGUCAUGAA
Molecule: messenger RNA, 1778 nt
Organism: Physcomitrium patens
Lineage: Eukaryota; Viridiplantae; Streptophyta; Bryopsida; Funariales; Funariaceae
Product: alcohol dehydrogenase class-3
Biological process (GO): formaldehyde catabolic process
Cellular component (GO): cytosol
Molecular function (GO): S-(hydroxymethyl)glutathione dehydrogenase [NAD(P)+] activity; zinc ion binding; alcohol dehydrogenase (NAD+) activity
Source: RefSeq, a predicted model, not a curated record